Messenger RNA from Daktulosphaira vitifoliae (grape phylloxera), 1671 nucleotides. RefSeq names its product zinc finger BED domain-containing protein 6-like. NCBI's taxonomy places the organism in Eukaryota, Metazoa, Arthropoda, Insecta, Hemiptera, Phylloxeridae. The record is from RefSeq and is a predicted model, not a curated record. Bases 909 to 1604 code for a protein of 231 amino acids. The transcript is spliced from 4 exons.
UGUGCUACCGUUUUUAAUAAUAUGCCUCCAAAUCGUUUCAAUGGUAAAUCAAAAAGUAAAUUGAUAUUUAAAGUACAAGAUGAAAUUAGAUAUCUUAAAUGGCAAAAGUUUAUGGACAAACUUUAGUACCGAAUAGGGACGUUGCGAUACUACCGAUACGAGUAAAGUAUCGAUACUUUUCUUUCGAUAUAAGUACUUUUUGUAUCGAUACAAUUGUUUUGAUACUUUACCCGUAUCGAUAAAAAAGUAUUGGUAUCGAAUCAUUUACCGCCAUAACGGUUUAAAAGUACUCGUAUCGAACAAUCUAUUUUGAACCACCGACCACAGUCCACAAAUCAUAAUAUAAUAGAUUUCCUAAUCGGUGUAAUUAAAUGCCCGUUUACUGAGAAGGCAAGAAAUAUCAAAGAUUCUGUAUAGCCGUAUAGGCACAGUCGCACAGACUGUAUACAUAUAUUUUCAUAUAGUCUGUGAUAUAGACAGGUACUAUGAAAUCGGGGACAUACACGGAAUGCUCUAAAUAACAAUAAUAAGCAUUAUUAACACUAUUGUACGUUAUUAAUUUUCGAUUGAUUUGCACGUGUACGACCGCUCCUUUUUUACAUUUUUUAAAUAUUUUGUUUAUUAAAUUAUUUUUCAAAAAAUUAUGUCUCCUCCAAAGAGCAAAGUUUGGAUAUAUUUUUAAAAAAUUGACGCUGUUCUUGCAUUAUGCAAGCAUUGUUCACAAAAAGUACGCUAUUGUGACAAUACUUCAAAAUUAUCCAAACAUUUAAAAAAACAUCCAAAUUUGACAAAUACUAAAUCAUCCAUAGUCAAACAGUCAAAAUUGACUAUCACUCACAUAAAAUUCUGUAUCGCCAUUGCCAGAACCUUGCUCAUCAAAAACUCAGUCGCGGCAACUAACGCUUUGUAUGGAAGAUUCUGAGCCAGAGGAAUGUGUAGACGAUCUACCACAGGCUCUACAACGGCUAAAACACCCUAUUGUUGAAGCUUUUCAAAAAAUUAGCUCAUAUGCAGAAGGUGGUCAUCAUUUUCGUAAAAUAACUAUGGCAUUACUUUACUUUAUUUGUAAAGAUUACCGUCCAUUUUCUGUAGUAGAAGGAAAAGGAUUUAGACGGUUCAUUAAAGAAUUGGCACCAUCAUACAAAAUUCCCUCUGUUAAAACUAUAAAAAAUGCCCUUGAUAAUAAGUAUGAGGUUAUUAUAGCUGCAGUAAAAUUGCGUUUGUCAAAUUCACCUCAUGUAUCUCUGACAUUCGAUACAUGGACAGAGACAAUGUCAGAAAAGUUUCUUGGUAUAACCGUACAUUUCUUAGAAGACAUUUCUCUGAAAUCAUUUUGUUUGGCAGUUAGUGAGUUAAAAGAGCGGCAUACUAGUCAAUAUAUUAGUGAACAGUUAGAAAAUAUUUUAUCAGAUUGGGAAAUAAAUCAAGAAAAAAUUGUAAGUAUUGUGACUGACAAUGGUGCAAAUAUUGUUUCUGCUGUUCACAAAACUUUUGGUAAACACCGUUACAUUCCUUGUUUUGUUCAUACCAUCAAUUUAGUUGCAAUACAUAUAGUAGGGCAAAAAACAUUAAACCUAUUAUUUCUAAAGUUCGAAAUAUCAUAAAGUGGGUGAACAAUAGCGUAAGAGUUAGUGAUCUUUUAAGAAAGAAGCAGUCGGAAAACGGAGUUCC